Fusarium subglutinans is the source of this 2151-nucleotide messenger RNA. RefSeq names its product positive regulator of purine utilization. The coding region runs from base 1 to 2151 and encodes 716 amino acids. Lineage: Eukaryota; Fungi; Ascomycota; Sordariomycetes; Hypocreales; Nectriaceae. Gene Ontology annotation, molecular function: DNA-binding transcription factor activity, RNA polymerase II-specific; sequence-specific DNA binding; zinc ion binding. Gene Ontology annotation, biological process: DNA-templated transcription; positive regulation of transcription by RNA polymerase II. The record is from RefSeq and is a predicted model, not a curated record. The transcript is spliced from 2 exons.
AUGCGACUGGAAUCUCAGCUUCAAGAGGUUGACGAUGCGACAGCCGAGGUCUCGCCGCCCACUUCGACCUUGCGCUCAGACGAUGAGCCUCCCCAGGACCUAAUUCGAGUUGGGGACGAGGGUCAUGCUCAUUUCAUCGGAGCUUCAAGUGGAAUGUACUUGGUUCGAUCAGUUCUCGAGUCUGCUCAACAAAACUAUCCAGACUUCGAAUCACCAUCCGAGGCGACAGAAGCUCGAGCCGGACCAAAGGAGCCCACUACUAGCAGUGCCAGAAUUGCCUUACCAUCACGAGAGACGGCUAAUAGUCUCAUUGACACGUUCUUCAGCCAAUAUCAGGUUCAGUAUCCCAUUCUUGACCAGCAGGAAUUCAGCAAGGCCGUGACAGAAUUCUAUGCUCGUCAUAACGAUGGUGAUGGCCAAAAUCGGCCAGCAUCUGGCGAGGUGUGGACUCGAUUCAUGCUUAACAUGGUGCUUGCCAUCUCUCUCAUGUUCAUGUCCAACGAUCAUAAUGAGAGCACGACAUUAUCGAAAGGCUUCACUGCCAACGCCAUGGCGGACAUCGGCCUGAUUAUGCAGACAAAAAAUGUCAAGUCAGUUCAAUGCCUUCUACUGUUGUUGCUUCUCUCGAUCCUCGACUCAUCCUCUGCGCCGGUUUGGUAUAUCUCAGGUCUUUGCAUGCGGAUGUGCAUUGAUCUCGGAUAUCACUCAGAAACCACAAUCGCUAUUUCUUCAACUGGUGACGACGCAGAAGUUGAGAGGAUAAGUGAAGCAGAUACGAAGCGAAGACUAUUCUGGGUAACGUACAGUUUUGAUCGGACACUCAAUAUUCUUCUUGGUCGGCCCUUCACUUUUGACGACUUUACUGUCGACAUUCAUCUGCCGAGACAUUCGCUAGUACCUAGUAAGCGACCACAGAUACUGCACUGGCUUGAACUGCAACGACUCGAAAGUGAGAUCGUACACAAGCUACAUGCAGUACGGCGAGACGAUACAAGCACUGGCGAACAGGACACAGACCUUACCCAGUGGACUAAGGAGAUGGCUGAGCGGUUGAAAAGCUGGAACUCAGUAGCCCUGACUCUCACUGACUCCGAUGGUCAUAACGUCAACUGGUGGGGCUACUGGUAUCGUACAGCGCUGCUCAUCCUCUACAGACCAUCUCCAUCUCGUCCAACCCUCAGUACUACUGACACGCUGUCAUGCUACGAAGCUGCCAAGGACCUUAUUCAGCUCUCAUAUCUUCGUAUCAGCGAAGGUUUAAUGGACUUCACCUGGAUAGACCUACAUUUCCAAUUCAUGAGCGGAGUUACUCUCGUAUUUAUCGUCUGGAAGAAUACUCAGGCGCGAAUCAAGGCAAAGGGUGACUGGGUCUCAUUCAAGAGCUGCUUGUUUCAAUGGAAGAGUAUACUUGAGAAACUUGGAGCGCGAUGGGAAAGAAUUGCACGAGCGCGUGAAGCACUAUCCAAAUUAGCUGAUGCUACUAUCGAUCUGGUCGAGAAGGAUAUGAUGCGGUCAGCAGGGGGAAGCCAACGACUACCAAUACACCACAACUCGGAGGAAUCUCGGCGGGAUCGGAGGCGUUCUAUCAUACAACAGCUCCGGAGACAGGAUUCUGAUGGCGUGUCACAACGGAGUCUGGCUGCUGUUGGAGGCGAGACAGAUAUGCAUGACACAAGUCCUCGAAACAUUAAUCUGGAAUCGGGUAACAGAGCAAUGAUUCAGGUCUAUGGACCUACUAUAGACGCCGAGACUCAACGACGAUCAGUAGCUGAUACAGCUGGAUACGGAACGCAAUCCGCGGGCGAAAAUUGGACAGCUUUUGGGACGUCAACAAAUACUCAACAAGGACUCUUUGGCAACGGGCAGAGUCACAACACUAUAUCAUCAAUGAUGCCAGAAGAUACGUGGCCACUCUUUGAUCUUUCAGAUGUAACUGUCGCACCCGAUGAGCUCAACUUCUGGGCAUACUUGUCGGCCCCAAUGCUCGGUGUAGAGGAUAUGUCGACGUCCCAGUUCAACGCUACGGGAAGGCCAGAUGAUUCUUUCACGAAUAGCAUUCUGAACUUUCACGGAGACUUUAGUAAUAUCACUCCUGAGAUGCCAGUUGAGUAUCCAGAGGACGGAGACUAUGGGUAUAACGCUGGGCAGUAA